This is a messenger RNA of Phlebotomus papatasi, 1374 nucleotides long. RefSeq lists its product as uncharacterized. The record is from RefSeq and is a predicted model, not a curated record. The transcript is spliced from 2 exons. Bases 113 to 1000 code for a protein of 295 amino acids. Lineage: Eukaryota; Metazoa; Arthropoda; Insecta; Diptera; Psychodidae.
GUGACAUUACUUUUGAAAUUAAUAAAUAAAUAAAUAUUUAUAAAAUUUUCAGGCUGAUGAUCUAAGGAACUUGUUUCUCCAAGCUGAAAACUGUGAUCUCCGGCGGGAGACCAUGUCAAUUACUCGACUUCCGCAUGGAGAAUACUUCAAGAUUGAUCGGAUCGAGAAGAUUGACUUUGAGAACAACGAAUAUGGACAAAACUUUUGUCUUAAGGUUUAUUUACCAACCAAUUCCUUUGACGUCUGGCUCACCAACUACUGGAACCAGCGUCUCGAUGCAGAGGCCGUGAGUCGUGCAGCAAAAGUUCGCCCUUAUUUUAUUGCCUAUAAGGGAUUAAAAUCAAUGGGGCGAUUCCAAAGGGCUGACAUAGACAUCGUCCCAGAUGUAGAAGAACAGCACCAUCAACAUGCAUUGGUGAUUGAGAAUGCAGCAGAAGAGCAUCCUGAACAACAAUCAACAUUUGAGUCUACACAAAUUCCCACAGCACUAAUUCCAUCAGUUCAAAAGUCAUCAACAUUGACUCAAAAAAUUGAUGCAGCGCAGAUGCCAAUACUUCAAGCAACAUCGAAUAUACUGCAUUCAACAGUCGAUUCUCCGAAAAUUGAUGCAGUGCAAAUGCCACCACCUCAAGCGUCAUCAAAGCUACAGAUGGGAAAACAACCAGAAGAUCCUGUACCAGGAUCUUCAAAGGUUAUUGUUGCACCCGUGGCUUCCGUGGCGCCACAGAGGGCCAAUAACGAAUACGUGUCCGACUCCUCCUCCUCUCAGGGAGAAGGAGACGUAAUCGUUAUUGAUGAAGAAGAAGGUUCUUCAACUACACUAAAAAGAAGUGUGAAGAAGAAGAGGUCGAAAAAGGGGGAUGAUGGAGCAUCCCCACAAAAACAGCCGCGUUCGAAAGCUAAUACAGCAGUGACAUCAUCCACCAAUUCAACUACAGCUGUUAAUACCCAACUCCUACAACUACCAUCCUUUGAAAGUAUGUUUUCACAAUAUUCGUAAAAAAAUCGAGAUUAACCCUCUCAGGACGAGUCGAGAUAGAAAAAUAAUCUUUCUGACUAUUGAAAGUUAUUUUUUCCAGAAAAAUUAUUUUCUCUAUGAGCAAACGGUAACUACUAGACCUGAGAGAGCUAAUCGAUUUCAUCAAUUUCUUUUUUUAAUUUACUAUUUACGUUUUUAGUUUUUUCUUCUCAUUUAAUAAUUUUUCUUUAUAUUUUUAUCUACCUUUAAAAAUUUCAAGAGAACUAUUUUAUUUUCUUAUUUUACCAUUUGUAUUCCUAUUUUUAUAAUAAGAUUUUUUUUUCAAUUCUGUUUAUUUCUUUCAAAUAUGAUAUUAAAAAAAAAAAGAUAAUAAAUUUAAUAUACAACAAAAACAA